Messenger RNA from Cercospora beticola, 1289 nucleotides. RefSeq names its product thioredoxin-like protein 1. NCBI's taxonomy places the organism in Eukaryota, Fungi, Ascomycota, Dothideomycetes, Mycosphaerellales, Mycosphaerellaceae. Gene Ontology annotation, molecular function: protein-disulfide reductase activity. Gene Ontology annotation, cellular component: cytosol. The record is from RefSeq and is a predicted model, not a curated record.
CAUCAACACUCCACCGACAACACCCCUCCUCUUCCUCCUCACCACCGCCACGAUGGGCUCCACAAUCGUCGAUAUCUCCUCUCCGCAACACUUUUCCCAAGUCCUCUCCUCCUCGCGCAUCGUCGUCACCGACUUCUGGGCCACAUGGUGUGGACCAUGUAAAGUAAUCGCCCCCGCCUACGAUGCGCUCGCCAGCCAACUCAGCAGACCUGGCUCCAUCACCUUCACGAAAGUCGACACCGAUGCGCAGAAGGAAAUUGCCCAGACGUACAACAUUUCCGCCAUGCCUACCUUCCUCAUCUUCAAAGCCGGGCGCGAAGUCAAGAGAAUCAGAGGUGCCGAUCCCAAGGGCCUUAACGAGGCUAUCAAGCAGAUCGCUCUCGAAGCGCAACAAAGUGAUGCUGGCGGCGGUGGCAGCUCCAGCGCAGGACCGAGUGGAACAGGUGGACCUCAAUGGCUCGCUGUACCAGGACCAAAGGGAUACCACGAGAUCAGCGACGAGGUCGAGAUCAAGGGUCUCGAUUUCCUGAACGUAGACGGAGAAUCAGGCGAGCGGAGAGUAAUCUUUGAUCCUUCACAACCUAGCGGUUUGGGCAAGGGCAAAUCAGCAGGGAGCGGCAAGAAAGACUGGAUCGAAUCGGACACAGACGAACAGCUGAUGCUCUUCAUUCCAUUCCAAGGGACGCUAAAACUACACAGCUUGCAAAUCACUUCAUUACCAGGUGAAGAGACCACGCGACCACGGACAUUACACCUAUACUCGAAUCGCAGCCAUGUGCUAGGGUUCGAUGAAGCGGAGGAUACGCCUGCAACUCAGACCGUCGAGAUCAAGGAGCGCGAUUGGGACGAGGAGACACAUACGGCGAAAGUGGAACUACGCUUCGUCAAGUUCCAGAACAUCAGCUCAAUCACAAUCUUCGUGGCCGACGGGCAAGGCGACGAGGAGAAGACACGAAUCGAUCGCGUGCGUCUGUUCGGAGAGUCAGGCGAGAAGAGAGCGAUGGGAAAGUUGGAGAAGAUUGGUGAUGAGCAGGGAGAGUAGACGUGUACACACGCAAUGUACGCAUUGAGGGUCUGAAAAAGGAUAGAGGUCACGUUGAAUGCAUGAGUACGACUAUGAUCACGAGAUAGAUGAAAUCGGUAUGAAACAAAAGUGAUGCGUGAUCGCGAGCUGAGCGAAACACCAAGGCUUCUCAAACCAUACUGGCUCAUCUUGAAUAUACUAAUGUACGGAUGAUUCGCAGUGAGACGAACUCACUUUUGGACAAUCGACAUCUUAUCCUCCCCCG